GGUCGGGGGCGUGUCCUCGGAGAAGCCGGGCCUCUUGGCCGCGAGGUGGGUGUUGAGGGGAAAAAGUGGUCGUUCGAAGGGUCCAUGGCGGCGAGGCUGCUCCAGAAUGGAAGGUGGAGAAAGCAGCACGGACCUGGUAAUUAACAAAAGGUUUGUCUCGGAGGCUGAGUUAGAAGAACGUCGCAAGCGAAGGCAGGAGGAAUGGGAGAAGGUUCGGAAACCUGAAGACCCCAAAGAAUGUCCCGAAGAAGUGUAUGACCCUCGAUCUCUCUAUGAAAGGCUUCAGGAACAGAAGGACAAGAAGCAGCAGGAGUUUGAAGAACAGUUCAAAUUCAAAAAUAUGAUCAGGGGCCUGGAUGAAGAUGAGUCCAAGUUCCUUGAUGAAGUUUCUCAGCAGCAAGCUCUGAUAGAAAAGCAGCGUCACGAAGAAGACCUCAAGGAGCUGAAUGAGUACCGGAACACUUUGUCAAAAGUCGGAGCCAGUGCUGACUUGAAAAAGGAAGCGGACAAGAAACUCUCGGUAAAAUCAGAAAACAAGAGCAAAUUCUCUCAGGCCAAGUUGUUGGCGGGAGCUGUGAAACACAGAAGUUCAGAAGGUGCCAACAGUGUAAAAAGGUUGAAACUGGACCCGGAUCCUGACCAUGAUAAGGUUCCAGAAAAAGCAUCAUCGUGCGUCCCGCUGGGCGGCAGUGCCAUGAGCGGCUCCGCCCUCCACUGCCCCUCGGCCGCCGUGUGCAUCGGUAUCCUGCCCGGCCUCGGGGCUUACUCAGGAAGCAGCGACUCCGAAUCCAGCUCGGACAGCGAGGGCACCAUCAAUUCGACGGGCAAGAUUGUCUCUUCCGUCUUCCGGGGCAGCAAUUUUUUCGAUGCGCCACUCUAGGCCGCUUCUUGGGAGUCUCGCUCAGAACUCGUGUCCUCCUUCACCCCAGGCGUUCCCUCAAGCUCACCCCCCCCCUUUCCCUCCCCCGUCUCCUUUUUUGGGGGGGGGAGGGGGCAAUGCGAAAAUCACGUACUGCAAUAGUUUUUCACAAUGUUUCGGCCUCUUUCCUCCUGUCUCCCUCCCUUCCCCCCCCCCCCAAAAAGGCCUUUCCCCAAGACUCUGAGGGGAGUCUAGCCAGGAAGAAGUUUCAGGGGUACCCAUUGAGAACAAAGCAACCCCCUGACGUGGGGGGAGGUUGAGAAGAGCCUCCAGGAUGAAAGGCGAUGGGGGUGAUUGCCUGUCAUUUUUGGAAAUAUUUUCAGAUCAGUGGCAGCAUCUCUGCAAGGCGAAAAUGCUCCUUUAGCUGUUAAGGGGCAUCGUGUGACGUAAUUAAAGAGGACGGGAGAGGCCACAUAAUCACACUAGCGACAAGAAGUGAAUUUUGAGAAGUGUCACCAAAUUCCCAUGUUGUGUUCGAUUAAAAAAAUAUAUAUAUAUCUCAAAGCAUUUUUU
This is a messenger RNA of Notechis scutatus (mainland tiger snake), 1432 nucleotides long. The record is from RefSeq and is a predicted model, not a curated record. Lineage: Eukaryota; Metazoa; Chordata; Lepidosauria; Squamata; Elapidae.